This is a messenger RNA of Triticum turgidum subsp. durum (durum wheat), 300 nucleotides long. Lineage: Eukaryota; Viridiplantae; Streptophyta; Magnoliopsida; Poales; Poaceae. The record is from the annotation of a GenBank genome assembly.
AUGGCCUCCUUCUCCAAGCAGGCGGCACUCUUCUUGCUGGCAGCGCUGCUGCUGUGCCUCCUCUGCACCAGAGGGCAGGCAGCAAGGCCUACACCAGGAUCCAGCCUCCAAAAAUCACAGGGUUCUGGCUCCGCCAUCUCUCAUGAGAAGAUUGCCGCAGGAACCGGGAUGGAAAUGGAGCAGGAAGAUCAGGAGGCGAUGAGAGGAUGCGAGGGAGGGGAAGGAGUGGAGGAGUGCCUGAUGAGGAGGACCCUCGUCGCUCACACCGACUACAUCUACACCCAGGGGAAGCACAACUAG